Cryptococcus amylolentus CBS 6039 is the source of this 1826-nucleotide messenger RNA. RefSeq lists its product as hypothetical. Bases 570 to 1802 code for a protein of 410 amino acids. Lineage: Eukaryota; Fungi; Basidiomycota; Tremellomycetes; Tremellales; Cryptococcaceae. The record is from RefSeq and is a predicted model, not a curated record. Gene Ontology annotation, cellular component: ubiquitin ligase complex; cytoplasm. Gene Ontology annotation, molecular function: zinc ion binding; ubiquitin protein ligase activity; ubiquitin conjugating enzyme binding. The transcript has 4 exons. Gene Ontology annotation, biological process: ubiquitin-dependent protein catabolic process; protein polyubiquitination; positive regulation of proteasomal ubiquitin-dependent protein catabolic process.
CUCGGCCGCCGAGCUGAACACCGACGGGUGGCGAUGGCCAAAAAUGUCGAUGCUUGCAGUAUUCUCAGCUUUUCCUGUUUGACAGGUAUAUCUUUUCAGAACCAACGAUUCAGUGUCAACACGAUGGCUUCUGACGAAUGUGAUGCGCUCCAGAAUGACGAAGUCACCGUCCUUGAGUCCAUCUAUCCUACCCUCCUAACGACCCACCCGAAUCCCCAAGGCAAGCCAGGUCGUCUUCUGACUCUCACCCUUCCUAUAACACUCCCAGCAUCCACACAGACACAUCUCUCAUCAACCUUCAAACCCCGACAGAGCACUUCAGAGACGCCCACAGGUACUUUGACUGUCGACCACCUUCCUCCUCUAAUACUUCGAGUUCUGCUACCCCCGAUCUAUCCUCUGUCUUCUCCGCCGCAUUCAAUAUCCCUUCGUGCCCCUCUACCUCAGUCUGAAUCGGUGGAGAAUAAAGGGAAUUGGUUGCCGAAGAGCGUACUAAAGUCGUUCGACAGUAUGCUCGGACAAAUGUGGCGGGAGGAAAAGGAAGCUAUGGGAGAGGGGCAGGGAGUGAUAUGGAAGUGGAUGGAUUGGAUAAUCAACGGCGAUUGUCUAGUCGAAUGUGGAAAGAUUGUAGACGGUGUGCUCAAGUACGUCUUGCAUGCCCAGGAGGGUCCCGGCUGACUCGCCUUAGUCUUGGUGUACCUCCAACUACAGAUUCCUCGGCGUUCCUUGCGUCUCUCAAAUCCUACGAUGCUACACAGAAACACUCUGAGUUUGAAAGAACGGCCUUUUCCUGCUCGAUUUGCUGGGAGAAUAGAAAGGGCAACAAAUGCGUUCAACUGGAAUGCGGGUGUAUUUUUUGCACACAAUGUCUGAGCGAUUGCUGGACGUUGGCCAUCACAGAAGGCACCCUUGAAUCCGUCGCGUGCCCAAGUCCACCAUGCGUCAAGCAACGCGCCUUGCGUGACAAGAUGGACUCUUCCUCCGAUGUCCCUUCAGACCUUCUUGAGAGUGUCGUUGGGCCGCAAUUGAAAGAGAGAUGGGCGAGUCUGAAGGAAAGGAGAAUGGCAGAGAUCGAUCCUUCGUAUACCGUCUGCCCAAGACCGACUUGUCAGGCCGCCGUACCCCCUCCCGCCAUGCCCGAUACACCCACCUCAGCCGCCCCUUCCUCCUCCAAAGUCAUCCGCCUAGCAGACUUCUCAUCCAACCCUGCUGAAUCCGAUCCCGCUCCACCAGAAGCACCGAUAGCUAAAGAAGACCGCUGGGCAGCAUACCGAUCCUGCCCCAAAUGCCACUUUUCAUUCUGCCUCUACUGUGCUUCCACCUGGCAUGGCCCACAUACCGCAUGUUCCUUCCCCCAAGUAUCCGGGAUAGUGAAAGAGUACCUCAGUCAUCCCGAGGGGAGUAUGGAGAGGGCGAGGAUCGAGAAGCAGAAGGGCAAGGCGAAUAUCGAUAGGCUGGUCAGGCAGUGGCAGGAAGAUGAGAUGAAUAGGCAGUGGCUUGAAGGCCGAACGAGAGCGUGUGCUGGGUGUGGUGUGCGUGUGGAAAAGAGCCACGGCUGUAACCACAUGACAUGCGGUCGUUGUAACGCCCACUUCUGCUACCGCUGUGGCGACUCAAUCUCUCCUUUGGACCCAUAUCAGCACUUCAACACCCCCGGCAGACCAUGUUUCCAGAAACUGUUCGAAGUGGAUAGUCUGGGGGAACCCAUCAAUGUUGUAUUGCCUGAACCAGAGGUAGAAGGGACGGGAGAUGAUUUCGACGAGAUGGACCAGUGGGAUAUGAGGUUGUUGGUAGAGUGGUAGUGAGGGACCAGAUAUCUGUAGCAA